UUAUUGCCUAAAUCUACUGAAAAUGAAAGUGCUUUUUGCUUUUAGUUUUCUUUUGUUUCUUGCCAAGAAUCUAAUCUGCUGUUUCAUAACAGCUGUAAAUGAGUAAAAAUUGGUUAUCAAACUUCACUUAAAUCAUACCCAAUAUAUUUCUUUUGUCAAAAAGCCAAUAUCACAUUCAUCAAAUCAGCCACACAUUUAAGGUCCACAGACUGAUCUCACCUUCUCUUCUUUUCAUCCACAGAUUUUGAGGCCUCCUACUGUUUCCUCCACAGUUAUUCCAAUGUCACUGAUGGUUGUUUCCAUCCCGCUGCUUCCUGUCAUCAUGAUGUUAUCCAGCCGCUAUCGUGUCAAAGUUACCGCACUGUGCCAUCGAGCUCUGGCCUGGGUACUGAGGCUGGUGCGAGGAAGAGUGUGCGUAAGGAGCACCCACGCCUUUGUGUUCUCCCAAUGCACUCAUGGCAAUGCUGACAGCGUCCUGGAGACCUUUGACCUCUAUGGUGCCACGCAGCCUUCUCUCUGCAUCGGUCCAAAAAUUGGUGAGGCGUUGGAUGAGGUGGUGAGGCGUGUUUGCCCCUCUAGGGUGCUGGAGCUGGGGAUGCACUGUGGCUACAGCUCUGUCCGACUGCUGCGUCUGCUGCCCCCUGCUGGCAGACUGGUCACGGUGGAGCUGGACCCACUCACAGCAGAGCUCGGAGAGGAAAUCAUACUGGUCUCGGGCUUUAAACACUCCCAGUUCCAGGUGGUGACUUGUAGUUCAAAUGAGAGCAUCCCAACAUUGCGUCCAUUUAUUAAACCUGAUCAAGGGACCAGUGAGGGUUUCAAUCUGGUGCUGAUGGACCAUAACCCACAGCAGUACCUUACAGAUUUGCUGGCCCUGGAGAAAGAGGAGCUCCUUUGUCCCUCUGGCUGCUCUGUUCUUCUGAUCCACAGGGACCGAAGAGCUGAAAGUCUGGGAGAGAUUGUGGAUUAUAUCAGAGCAAAACCAGACUGUUACUGCAUCAAGACAGAGCUUCAGUUUAUGACUGAGGUCCUCUUCCAGAAGGAAAGCACAGAGGUAAACAUGGACCAGAAAGUCUAAAGAAGUGUGUGAGUUUUCUUUGUUUGUGUAAUUUAUCAGUCAGACAUCUUUAACCAUCCUGUCUUCUCAAGUGGUACUACUGUGUAAAAC
Scomber scombrus (Atlantic mackerel) is the source of this 1168-nucleotide messenger RNA. RefSeq names its product transmembrane O-methyltransferase homolog. The record is from RefSeq and is a predicted model, not a curated record. Gene Ontology annotation, molecular function: catechol O-methyltransferase activity. Bases 281 to 1078 code for a protein of 265 amino acids. The transcript is spliced from 3 exons. Lineage: Eukaryota; Metazoa; Chordata; Actinopteri; Scombriformes; Scombridae. Gene Ontology annotation, biological process: dopamine metabolic process; developmental process; catecholamine catabolic process.